AUGCUUGACUCAAAAAUACAUAUUUGUAAAAAUAAAAUAUUGUUUACCUUGAACAUUAUUGGAAAUGAGAUUGAACCUAAUUGCAGUGAAACCAUGAAGGUCAACACAGGUUAUCUCAUGUCAUCCAUCAAAGUGGAGGCAAAGGGUGAAACAGAUUUUCUCGAUGAGCACCAUCUGAGAGACAUCAUGAAUAAGGACAAUCUGCUUAAAGUGACGGCAAAACAUUGCCCUAGUCAGACCUUUGCAUUCUGGAUCACAGAGGCAGAGAUGGACAGAACAGAGCUUGAGACAGGCCAAGAAAUUCAUCUUAAAACUAAAGGAGAUGGGCCAUUCCUAAUUUCCUUUGCCAAACUUGAUGGUGGUACAGUGACAAAGUGCAACUUUGCUGGGGAUGAGAAUGCAGGAGCAUCUUGGACGGACAAAAUAUUGGCAAACAAAUCAGAUCGGGAGAGUGCAGGGAAGAGUGUAGAAAGGGAUGACUGA
This is a messenger RNA of Myxocyprinus asiaticus (Chinese sucker), 483 nucleotides long. RefSeq names its product arpin-like. The record is from RefSeq and is a predicted model, not a curated record. Gene Ontology annotation, biological process: negative regulation of actin nucleation. The transcript has 4 exons. NCBI's taxonomy places the organism in Eukaryota, Metazoa, Chordata, Actinopteri, Cypriniformes, Catostomidae. The coding region runs from base 1 to 483 and encodes 160 amino acids.